AAGAAAACACCAGCGGAAUUAGAGAACCUGGACCGAGAACACACCAAACUACAACAAAAACACGACGCCGCCAAGGCACGCAACAAGGUGCUGACCUGUGAAUUGAAGGGGCUCACUAUUUAUAAAGUCUUGUGACAUUUCUUCCAGAGAGAGCAACAACAGCUUAAAAGUCAGGCUGCUAGAAGAAAGGCAACCACCCCACCGCCACCCCCUAGGGGAACGUCACAGAACAAGGCGCAGAUGGAACAUCUAAAACAAGUGUGCCAAGAAAGGGACCUACGAAUACAGCAGUUGGAGAAAGAACUGGGUCACGCCAGGCUUGAACUUAAAAACACUACAGAAAAAUACAAAGAAUUAUCUGAGCGCGAGACUAAAUCUGUGGCUUGCUGCACUGAAGAUUUAACAACGAACGAGGAAAGAGUAGAACAGAAUGGACCUAGUUACGGUUGUGCUGGUGUUAAUACUCAAGGUGCAAGAACUGUCCCAGGUUACGGUUUUGUUAAUAGUUCUGUAGAAGGUCCAUUGCUUAAGGGACCUUACCCACAGGGUGCUGAGGACUUAGGGGCUCAAAACAAUGGUUUCAUACCGUCAAGGAAAUAUGUGCCCCCUGAGGGAUCAAGUAGAAACCAAAUUGGAUCCGUGCCAGGUAGUCCGGCCAGGCGGCAUGUGAUGUCCACGGGAAGUGUGCAAGGUACAUCGGGGAAGGGAUCUGCACAGGAAUACCAGCUCCCCCCUACACCACCCAGUGGUGGACGUGGAAGCAGAGGUCGCAGGAAUAGUGCAGGAGGCAGGUACGUAUGAAUGUUAUUCCUCGUGGUGGAGAAUUUGCGAAAAGAAAAUCGAGGGUGUAUAUAGUGAAUGUGACCGACUAAUCCCUCCUUCCUUUUCCCACUUUCUUGCUCCCGUUUGACGCCUGCCACUCUGGCUAAACAAGAGAAGACUUGCCUGCGUUGCAGCCCGACCUUUCACUAGUCCGAGACCUAGAUAGAGAAACCGAUAAAGUCUAUAUUGGCCGCAUUGCGGACAGAAGUCGAUAUAAAUUUGGAGGCAAACUGGCUUUGUCUAUGCGAUUUGGUACAUUUUUAUGACGAAAGCAAAACAAGAUAAGAUGAAAUGUUUGUUUUAACUUUACUCUUUUAAUUUUUAAUCUAAAUCAUAGAGAAAUCUGGUGACCAAAGUGGCGACUAAACCAGAACGUUUACUCGCCAAGGAGAAAAUGUUAGUGGUAUUGGCGACCGUAUCAGUCGCAAUCUCGUGCCCUGUUGGGGAUUCAGACUGUCUGCGACGCAGGCUACAAAAGGGAGAAGUGUUCAGAAAAAGCUUGGUUCUUUUUAGUACUUAUACUAAAUAACACAAAGUAUUUAGUUCAAGCCAAUGACCAGCACGCCCGCCCUCCGAACCUUUAACUAUCUAGGUUAACUAUCUAAACGUGGCACGAACGAGAUCACGUAGUCAUCUAGGUACGGAACUCGCGCCGGUACCAAGCGCGAGUUUUCGCCUUAAAGCACGCCCCCGCAGACGUUUGUAUGAUGGGGGAAACGAAUUUGCCCCCCUCCACCAUCCCGUGUCCUUUACAAACGGCUCUGUAUUGUGGAAAUUUAGCGAAUUUGCUGAACCAUACCUUAUUUAGUUUGACAUUCCACUAUUUCUAUAUAUCACUAUUAAUCUUGGCAACUUCACUGAUUGUAAGAGGCUCUCUUCAGGAGUGUCGAUGUUUUUUCGCUGAAAAAAAUAAAAAAACAAAAACAAAAACAGACUAAUGGAAGACCUCUGCUAAAACAGACGUAACCAGGCUAUCAAGAUACACGGCUUUAGUGUAAAACCAUGGACUGGUUUUUUGUUGUUUUCAUUUGUUUACAGAGACGAAGUUCAGUUGUUAAGAUCCCAAGUACAGGAGAGUAAGUCUCUAUGCCAGGCAGCUGAAUUUGAGAGAGAUCGGCUGUUAGAACUAGUGUCGCUUCUGCAGAAAAGGUAAGGUCUCUAUGGUAAAUUAUCUGGAACGCUGGUGUUUGUGUAUUUGUUUGGAGCCAACAAUGAUAUUAACAGGUUGUCUUUUGGGGAAAUGGGCGAGACAGCUACGUUUUAAUGGUCAGUUUAGGUUCUGCUUGAGAGUGCAUGGGUGUUGUGUCGAAUUUCACAAUGAGCUACAAUGGGAGUGUUUUGGUGAUGCAAUCGUUUCCUUCGUUGGUUUGUGCGAAGUUGGAUAGGAAAACUGAGGCCAAGUUCCUCCCCUAAAUCACUUCCAUGGCGCAAUUCGAUAGAACACCGACAUAGUCUCAAGCGCAGUCUCAGAAUAAACUCCUGCCGCCGCCGUAUUGGAAAACCAGAGGACUUUGAGGAAGAGGUUGACCCAGUCAACCAAGCUGAACUUGAAAGAAUUAGUCAUUCACCAUUCCAGAUACUAUAUCAGACAUGGGUACAAGCUUUCGGCUCAACAGUUAACAAGCGUUGGUUAUGAUUGGUUAAUGGUUGCCUUCAAUACCAUCGACCAAUCAUAACUAACGCUUUUCCACCCAAAUGAUCCCAAAAAUCGUUGCGCCUAAAGCCUUUACCCAUUCCUCUUACGGUGUGUGAAGUGGGGAACUCAUCACGUUUUGAUCAGUUAUCACCUUUGAUCUGCAAAGAGGAAAAAAAAGCGGCGAGAGAGCUUUAGAUUCGAGGACGACUACGAGUACGAGAUUUUCUCGAUACUUAGUACUGCUCUCACGCGUCAACCAUCUUUAUUUUGGCUGGAAAACAUGAUAGCCGUGGUCAGACAGGGCUUAACCUCCUUCACUAUAAAUAACCCUAUUAACUUUUUUGAUAAAAAAAAAGGUUAAAUGAAGCUUUCUGGGGUGUCUUUUUUAAGACCACGUACAAAACCUUUAAGUUAAAUCUCGUACUCGUUUUCGUCCUCUAAUCUAAAGAAUGCCAGGUCGUGGGCUCGAUCCACGGGAGCAGGCCCAUUUUCACGGUCUUAAAAUGACUAGGGAAGAAGCUUCCACCUUUACCCACGUAAGAUUUCACCUCCUAACUUGCUUUCCGUACGAUUUUAUUCCGUAGAGUUGAUGAGGCUAAAAACAUGGAGAUGGAAGCAAGCAACAAGUGGCAGCAAGAAAGACGUCAAGUGGCUCACUUGGAGAAACAGCUGAGUAAAUUGCAGUCAGGACAGGGCGUGGUCAAGGGGAAAGGGAAGGGGUACGAAACAGGAGGUACAGUACAAGAGCGACAAGCAAAGAUGGAAGACUUGGAAGAGCUGUCAACCAGGUAAACAGAAGUGAAACCUGUAAUAACUUCUAUUCAAGACUUGUAAGUCUAUUUUUUUUGGUCACGCGAGCUUUUAAAGCAAGAAUUGGGUGCAGUGAAGUGGCACCAACACGAGAAAAAAACUCGACACCGUCGGCACUUUUUUCAUUUCUAUCAUAGUCGUCCGUCUCUUUGCGCCAGGGAAUAUGCCAUUGUUAAAUUCUGUUCUUUUUUGUCACAAGUUAUCUUUGGUCUUUAAAAGCAGUGUUAUGAGAAACAGAUUCCAGUGUCUCCUUCAGUGAGGGAUAGUUCUUCGUUUUCAGCGAAAUAUCUUUGUCAUUGACUACGUAGCAAGCGGAAGUUGGGACGUGAGCACAAAAAAAAAAAAGGAAGAGGAGGGGGGGACUUAACCAUAACGUUUUCUCCCCUCCCCCUUUAUUCCUCUUUAUUUGCUCUCGUCCUAACUUUCUCAACGAACCCGCUCGGAAACGCUUGCUACUCAGGCUAUCGUUAUCAGAGACCUCUACACCAAUAAUAAAAGUAUCCUAAUAAAAUUUAGAUCUGUUAAAUGCAGAUCUGUCCUUCUCAAAUCUUCGAUAGAACUGUACCCUAUCCGUAUGUGUGUAUUCUGCCUACAGGCAGGUCCUUCCUUAUAGUUCUCGACCUAAGGCGCGCCUUUUGACCGCUACGUAAGGGCUGCCAUCCCUUACUCUAUCCAGCAUUCCCGCUCGAGGUCUUCCAGGUGGUCUCUUUUCUAUUAUUCUGCCCUCAGUUACUAAUGGGACAAGAUCGCCAUGCCGUAGGGUAUGACCAAGCCAGACUCUUUGUCUUCUGUUGAUAACAGAUAAGAUGGCCCUCUCUUCACCGUCACGCCUCAAUACUUCUUCGUUACAGACGUUGCCAGACCAAGUAAUAUUUAAGACCUUUCCCCAAAACCACAUCUCACAGCUCUCCAGCCUUCGCUCAUCAAAUAUAAAAUGCAAUCUCAGAGACUAACCUCUUUUCAUUUUCUUCAUAAAUAAAUAAUACGUUUUCUAAUAUCUUUACCAGACUCGCCAUUCAAACAGACGAAAACGACGCACUAAAGGAAGUUCUUAACUCCACUUUGAAAGCGAAAGAAGAAGACUUGAAAUUUUACCAGGAGAUGAUGGAUCAAACUAAAAAGAUUUUUCUUCAAGGCCUCAGACAGUUUAGACAGAACUCAGCACCCAGCUAG
Molecule: messenger RNA, 4441 nt
Organism: Porites lobata
Lineage: Eukaryota; Metazoa; Cnidaria; Anthozoa; Scleractinia; Poritidae
Source: the annotation of a GenBank genome assembly